GAUGAUGCAGCGUAUGGUGCCUUAGUUGUGAUCGAGGACGAUGUUGGCGGAUGAUCACUGGGCGCUUCUCCAGCCAUAAAGCGGUGAGAAGGAAUACCUCAACAGCAGUGUUGUAACCUCACUUCAACUCCUUUCUUUAGCAGUUGCUCCCAAGAUGACUGCUGAUAUUAUAGUCAACGUGUUCAAUGUCAUGAACGAACCUAGCCCGGCUUUCAUCAUUCAACUCCAGAUCCAAGACAGCCAACGACUCUCUGAAGCAUGCGAGGGCAAGGGCAAAGGCCUGGAGGGCGAGCUGUCAGACUCACAGCUCGCAGCAGAGCUGUAUCGAGAGAACUUGGAGCACUAUGCUUCCAUCCUUGCUGACCUGCAGAUGACAAGAAGCAUUGCUCGAGCUUGCCAAACCGAUGGAAAUCUUCUCACAACUUCGCUUUCGCAGGAGCAGACCGCAGCGAGCGAUCGAGAGAUGGCGUGCAGGCUUGGUGGUGUUGCAGAUCCGAACUCCAUCCCGCCAUGGACAGUGAUCUCUGAGGAGAUGGACUGGGAAUUGCUUGCGAAGAGUUCGACACCGAGUCCACCGCAACCGAAGCUACUGCUGAAGGGGGAUAUGGCGUGCCAGAGUCGUCCCACUGGGCGGCCAGAUCUCUUUCGCGCAUCGAUGACUCAUUGUUCCCUCCUGGCAGCGUGCGGGUGUUCUUGACUGCAGAGCAUGUGCUGCAGGACGAGCAGAAGAAGAUCGAACUCGACACGCCAGAUCGAACGUACUGCUCCAAUCCCCUCUGCUCGGUCUUCAUCCGCUUGGAAGAUCCAUGACUGGUGACUCGUUGUUCCCUCCCCGGUGCUGUCGUCAGCCCAUCACCACUGGCAGCGUGCGGGUGUUCCUGACUGCAGAGCUUGUGAUGCAGUGCGAGCAGAAGAAAAUUGAACUCGACACCCCAGAUCGAACAUACUGUUCUAACCUCUGCUCUGCCUUCAUCCGCUUGGAGGAUAUCACGGAUGAGCAGGCCUCUUGUCCGGACUGCGGCACUGUCACCUGCACGCUGUGCAA
Messenger RNA from Hyaloscypha bicolor E, 1045 nucleotides. RefSeq lists its product as uncharacterized. The record is from RefSeq and is a predicted model, not a curated record. Lineage: Eukaryota; Fungi; Ascomycota; Leotiomycetes; Helotiales; Hyaloscyphaceae. Bases 155 to 697 code for a protein of 180 amino acids. The transcript has a single exon.